CGUAGUGUGUGUUGGUGUGCGUGACCGAGUGAGGGCUGUUGUGGUUAUUGAACUGGUGCUACGUGUGGUACAUGACGGAUUCUUGAUUUAGUAUCCAGAGAAGAUUCCGUCUCUGUAAAUAUGACUAUUUUAUCCAAGAAGAAGUCCAGUGGACCAGGAAAAUCGGAAGAUCAAAAUGACUCGGGGAACCAUCAUGGAGGAACUCAUUCUCUUUCACUGGCGUCGAUACAGAGCCAUUCUCAGGCCAGUGAGAGUCAUGAAAGACUAAACUCACCAUCGUGCUGGUCAAGGGAAGAGAAACGAAGUCCACAUUAUGAUGACUAUGAACAUGAUAGUGGCCCAAGCCAUGGAGCAACAAAACGUCGACACCGUUCCAGUCCUCACAGAAGCAGUCGAAGUAAGCUACGCGAAAGAAAUGCAGCCUCCCCACCAAGUUUUGCUGGUUGUAGUGGAGUUGUUGUCACUUCACCAAAAGCAGGUCCAUCUCAGUCUGCUGAUGACCAUGCUAAUGGUUACAACAGCGGUGAUGAGUAUGGACCGUGUGAUGACCAAGCCCUGAGUGAGACUGACUGGUUGGAGCGUGACCGUUGGUUUGAAAAAAUUAUCAAGAGGAAAGGCUUCAUCAUCAAGAAAAUGGAAGAAGAUGGGGCAUGUUUGUUUCGUGCAGUAGCUGACCAAGUUUAUGGUGACCAAGACAUGCAUGCAGUCGUGAGAAAUCACUGUAUGGAUUACAUUGCUGCUAACGGAGAUUAUUUCUCUCAUUACGUCACAGAGGAUUUUGACAGGUACGUUAACAGGAAGAGACGUGAUUAUGUUCAUGGAAAUCACAUAGAGAUGCAAGCAAUGAGUGAGAUGUACAAUCGUACUGUCGAAGUAUUCUGUUAUGGAACAGAACCCAUAAAUAUCUUCCAUGGAAAACACAAGACAGAUAAUGAGCCUAUAAGAUUGUCAUACCACCGUGGAAGUCACUAUAACAGCAUUGUUGACCCUUAUAAAGCAACAAUAGGUGUUGGCUUGGGUUUACCUAGCUACACACCAGGACUUGCAGAAAAAAAUUUAAUGAAGGAAGCUGUGAGUGUUAGUGAAGAUUUUCACAUUGAGCAGACAAUGUUGGAGGAUAAACUAAGAGCUACUGACUGGGAAGCCACAAAUGAAGCUAUAGAGGAGCAGGUGGCUAGGGAGAGCUAUUUACAAUGGUUACGAGACAAUGAGAAAAGAAACAAAUCAAAGCUUCCAGUUACAGAGACUGGCAGCUCGGCAACUGUAACUUCAUCAGAACUGAGGUCAUCUCCUAGAGGCAGAUUUCCAGGACACGGAUCACCACCGCGUUCAGACUUAACACGCAAUUCUCCAAAGACUGGUGAAACUCAUUUAGAUGCAGCAGUAGCAUCUUCAUCUGAGAGCAAUAACUCAUGUGGUGACCACAAGCGAGCUGCACAUUACCAGGGGUUUCAGCUGUUGGAGACAGCAUCGUUCAUGAAUCAUCUGUCGCCUGAGCUUUUUGGGCUGACUGAAUGGGAAGAUGCUGACAUUUUGGCACAAGUAUUAGCUACUUCACAGCAGGAAUACAUGGAUAACUUAAAGAAACAACGAGGGCCAGAAGAGAUGAAUGAUCAAGAGUCUAUAGACAGUAACCGACCAUCGACAUCACGGUAACAAAUAAUUCAGGAUAUUGUAAGAGUGUCGGCAGUGAGCAUGCGUGUGUGCAUGCAUGUGAAAGUGUGUUGUGGCAGAAAGACAAGUAUUCUUCAAUCAUUUACUUAAAACUAAUUGAAAAAGCAGCUGCCUUAUUAAAAUAUAUUAGCAAAAGUUUUUGCAGAUAAGCAUAGUGCAAAAGUGUAGAUAGUUCCGGAAACAGAGCACAAAACCUGCAAGGAGUUGUGACAUGCAUAAAAUAACAGAUCAAAUUAAGUGAAAUGUGAGACAUCACCAUUUUUUCAUCACUUGCAUUGUAAUAGGUUUGUGUUCUGGAUUUAAACAAUUUGUCACUGUGAUGUACUGGGAUAGCCAGUCCCUUUCAGACAUUUAAGAAGAUCCAUCAAUUCCAGUCUUUCAUAUCAUUUCAUAUGAAGUAAUGGUUACACUAAUCAGUAUAAGACUAAUAACUUUAUUGUACAAUAAUCAUGCUGCAACAAUUAGUUGCAUUUAGAGUUUGCUAUCUUUUCAAAUAAGAGGAAUAAUUUGUGAAAAUAAUCAUCUGAUCAUUAUGAAUUAGCCAUGAUUGAGGAAUCAACUUUUGAGUAAACCCCUAGGGGUUAUUCAAAAAGUCUGGAGGAAGCUUAGAAAGCAUUGUGGUUGUGAUCACAUAUUAUCCUGCAAUUUUCAAUCAUGUUUACCAGAUAAUGAUUAGAAAAUUUUGUGAUAAAAGUGUCACUCAAGUACCAAGCAAACCUUACAUACAUAAAUACAUACAUUCAAAAGCAAUAGUCACAGAUUAAUAAAAUUGCUAAUAUUUGUCAGUACUAGAAGUUAUUUAUGUUGUUGUCAUAAGUUUCAUUUACAUAUUCUGGCAGUUAUGAAUCACAGUGAUGAAAAAUCAGUAUCAGCUAUUUACUUUUUAAGAAAUGCAAUAAAGAAAAUUUUGACAAACUCAGACGUGCAGGCUGUAUUUCUGUAAUUGAAGGUGACUGACCAUCACAAUCACUUCUGUGAAUUUAAAGUUUAACCAGUAAAGAGGGGUAAAACAAGUAGGUAGGCUUAUGACAGCAGGCAGGUGGUAAGAAUGUAGUACUCAGAAUUAUUGCUGAAAGAAUCUUGUAAUCGAAUGAUGUAAAGAUAGACACCAAGAUAGGAAGGAAGAAAAUGGAAUAUAAAUUGAUAUAAUAUUGUGCUUUGCUUGUUGUUAUCAUUAGGAAUAGGUAAGUGUACAGUACUAACAACAGGUUGAUUGUUUCUCAUAAGUAGUGUUGAAUUUUGUAGGACAUGUUUUAAACACUCUUCAGUUAAUGUGUGCUGUGGAGCAGUAAUAAGUUUAGGCAGUUAUACUAGAGAAUCUGGAAUUACUUUAUUUUUGAAAAAACUCACAGUAAUGAUUGACCAGUAUCUAUCAAAAUUUCGUGUUGGGUUUUCGAAGUCCCCAUGUUUGGUGCUAAGCCCUUACUGUAUUGUUAUGUUGGGCACUGUCAACAUUCAGAAUUCUUCGCCCAGGAUUUUAGAUGAGUUUUUGCAGGUUCUGUUAUAUCAUUGUCUUGUUAAUUACUGGCUGGUUCCCCAAAAUAUUAAAAGCUUAUUGGUCCUCUGACCAUUUUAACUCCACACAGUAGUGCUGAGACAAUCGGGCCAUGAUAUAUUAGGCCACAACUUUUCUUCCCAACUAAAUUAAAUCUUUCUUAGGGACAUUCAUUUGCUGUAAAUAGUUCAAAAUCUUAUACAUUGUGCUUUGAUAUGUGGUCUUGUAAUUCAGUCUAUCAGAUGUCUUUGGAUAUUUCAUCUGUUCCGUUACAGUAUAUCCAUUAUUGGUGUAAAUGUUCCUUACACAUGCUUUAGUUAUCUUUUUGUAUGCUUAUCUGUAUUUUCCCAUUUGGUCUUUUAUAAUAUUUUCUCCACGUAUUUUGUCACAAGAAGAAUGAAAUGUAAUCGUAAUACAGUGAUUCAAUUAAGUUUUUCAGAUUUCAAACUGUUUAACACAAUUUCUUGGCACUAGUUGGCUGUAAUGUAUCACUUUUAACUGGUAUACAUGCCUUGCAAUAGCAUUGAUUUGAAAAAUAUAUAUCGGUUUUUAAUUAUUGUGGUUUGGUAAAGUUUGAUCUAAGUUAAAUUUGUUUAUCUAAUUGUAAAAGUACAGCAUUCAAAAAGUGCUGUGGUUAAUUGACAUUCUACAUUCUUGUGUCAGUGUCUGUUUACAGGUAAACAGCAUAUGUCUUUAUCAGAUUGAUCUGUUCCUAAUUCUAUUGCUGUGUCUGUGUAUUUGAGUGAGACUGACACUGUUAAUGAGAUCCAUGGUUUUGCCGAUUACAUUCAUAGGUUACAGAAUUCGAAGGUCAGUGUGUGAUGAAACAAUCUUUAAGCCUUCUGUUUAUUCUUGAGCACCAUCUAUGAUACAUAAUUUGGUGCUGCAAUUGAGGUGGGAUAUUGUUUAGUGAUGAAGGUUGGACAGGCUGUGGGCGAGAGGGUGGGAGUGCCUCCCCAACACCACAAAAAAAAAAAAAAAAAAAAAAAAAAAAAUAGUUGUGGGAAUAUGGCAACCAGCUUUGACAUCUGUACAAGCAGUUCCCCAGUUUCCUGAACUGUUGUUGCAGCUUUGUGGAUGUAACAACUUCAUACUAUAUCCAUUUAUGGAUGAGUUGCCUCAUAUUGUUUAUAAAGACUACUUCAGAGAACAGAGGUAAGAUUUCAUGGUUCUAGACUUUAUAGAGUUCUGUUUCCUUUUAGCUGUGUGCUAAAGUGAAUAUUGCCACAGCUAUAGUCGGUUAUUUCACCCUACUGUUCUCAGUUCGUUUUUGUAUGAGCUGGAUGAUUUUAGAGGACUUUCUAAUCACUUUGUACUGUUUCAUUAGUGUGUCAGUUAGCAUUUUUUUGUACAAUUACUGUACUUGCUUCCAUCAGUGGUAAUUAUACAUCCCUGUCGUAUUUGUCUUUUCCAAGAGCACAGUUUUGUAUCAGUUGAAAUUAUGCUAUCCUGUGAUCUCAUUGCUAUACACGCUAUUGUCAAACAGCAUUUUCUUAUAUUUUCUCCUCUCAAUCACCUGAAGCUGUGGGUCUUAUGGGGACAGUUUCAAAUGAUUAGAGAGUUUUGUGGAAAGAUUUCAUCAAAAUAUUAUAAAAUAUAUAUUUGUUCUACACGUAACUAGUUUUGUCACUUCCUGCACAGAGUGACACAUUUAAUCUGUUCUUACUCUUAAUGGUCCCUGUAUCUACCCCCCCCCCCCCCCCCCCACACACACACACACACCUUCACUUGUAUUUGAGAGAGAUUGUGUCCAUAUUCUUAUCCAACCAGUCUGAUGCAGGUUUUUCAGAGACUCCCUCACCCAACUCCAGGGGAAUGCUGGUGUGAUUCCUUAACCAUGAACAAUUCCUUCUCAUUCUUGUCUAAUUUGAGCUUCCACUAAGGCUCUAUUGACCUAGACAGCAAACUUAAAAACCUUGCAUUUAUUUUUACACUAUUUUCAUAGCGGAAUAUUGCUCACUUCAGUUGCUUCUGACGGGUAUCAGUCGUGUAUUACUUUUAUUUUUGGUACUUCCUCAAUUUUUUUUUAUUAAUUCUUAAACAUUCCUUCAGUUUCAAGGUGUUCUGGAUUACAGUUGGUUUAUUAUUAGGGUGUGUGUGUGUGUGUGUGUGUGUGUGUGUGUGUGUGUGUGUUAUAUGGAUCUUCCUCUAUUUAUCAGUUUCUGUGAUAUAUUUCAGCUUAAUGGAAAAUUUUGUAAAUUCAUAAAGUUGAAGCAAGGCAUCUAUCGUGUGUGGAUAUGUAUAAGAUAUAAUCAUCACUGUGGUAAAAAAGACCAUUUUAAUCUUUUUUUGUGGCACAGAUAUAAUUUUGUCAUACUUUUUGUACAUAAUGGUAUUAUGUAAGAUUUGCAAAUUGAAUGUUAAUUUUUUAAAAUUUUCUUAAGGUAAUCAUUUGUAAAUACUGGUUAACAACAAUUGUAAUUAGCUAUGACUUGCAGCCAAAUUAUAGGCAUAAUAUUUGCUUAGCUUUUCUUAAAAUUAAGGGUGUAACAUUUUGGCAAAGCAUGAAAUUGCCUGUCAAUUUUCAGGAUUGCCUGUCAAUUUUCAGGUUCUGUGUUAUAGGGAAGACAUCAAUUUAGAAUCAUUUUGUGGAGUGAAGUGCAUUCAAACGGAAAAAAAGUGACUUAAAAGUUGUUAAAUUUGGCAGAAAAUACAUUGUUGUCUGUCAACUUUUUUUGUAAUAACUAUCUAACAGAACAUGGAAACAAGUUACGAAUUCAGUCACCAGCAUUGUUUCUACUGUAUUCGUGGAGUUCUGUGACAUAUCAUUUUGUAAUCAGAUUAAUAUGAACAGCAUAAUAAUGUAUAAAUUUCUGAUACUUGUAUUUUAAAUUUGUUUAUCAUGUGUAUGUAAUUUCAAAUUUCACCCAAUGAAACAGAACAUCGAAGACACUCUGAAUUAUAUACCUCUGAAAAGUGUGAAGUGAGGGGUAUAAGAAAAAGUUGAUUGUAUUUUUUAAUUAGUGAGAGCAUUAUUUGAUUUUCUUGAGUUCAGUUGAAAUUAAAUUUCAGCGCUUAUAUAAUUUUUUCAGGCUGCUUGAAGAUAAGCUUCUGCUUCUUCCUUUCAUUUCAGUACUGCAGUUGAUUUAUUACAAUUAUAUUCUGCUGUAAUAUUAUACUGGAAUUUGUAAGUUUUUAUAUUCAGUGACCCACUCUGUGAUAUUUUAAAAGAGGUAUUGUUGAAAAAGUUAUGUUGACAAACAGUACGUGCUCUGAGUAAAACACAAACACCAUACACUUUUGUUAAUAUGUUCAUGCUUCAGUUUUCUGUUGUUUGUUUAUCAUAUAGUGACCUUAUGUUAUAAAUCUGUUCUUUCCUUUCCAAAAUUAUGCAUAUUUAGUUGUAUAUUUUUAUAGUUAUAUUGAUUAAAGUUUUGUUAUGCCUAAUCUGUUUGUGCUUUCGUUUUUGUGUAUUUAUCGUUUUCUUUUAGAGAUAUUUAACAGGCAGUAGAUAGUCUUCAGAAGGACAGAGGCAUAAAUGUGUUGCCAUUAUUCUGCUACAAAUGUUAUAUUGCAGUCUGCUGCAAUGUUAAUAUUAAAUCUUUUGUUUUACUUUAUUUAUUUACAAAAAAAAUCUAGAACUUUAAGAUCACAUACAUGUGUAAACAUGGUUGAAAAAUUAGUGGAACAGAACUGCCUCCAUUGAAUUUCUAAAUACUGCAAUAAAUACUUACUUUUGCAUAUACAAUAAAUUUGUAAAUGUAUACUGCCUGUGUGAUAGAUUACUGCCAUUACAAUUUAGAUGUAGACCAUUCACGUAUUGUUGGACACGAUUUUUAAUUAAUAAAAGACUAGGUAAAGAGGUGUGUGUGUGUGUGUGUGUGUGUGUGUGUGUGUGUGUGUGUGUGUGUGUGUUACAAUCAGUAAGAGUGUUUACCAGCUUUAUCUGUUUUGUGGAAAACACCAAUUCUUGGCCCAGUCGUGCCUUCCUGAAACUGUAGAAGGUGCUAUAACAUUUCAGAAUUUUUUAAUAGAUAUGUUUGAAACUUUUUGUGAUAUUUCUAUGUUUUCAUGAGUACACUGUCCUUUGUUGCAGUAUGCCAUUUUUGUGAGAGUAUGUCUGCAGUCUGCUUAAGGACAGUGUAAUCAGAUAUAUUCGUUUUAAGAUGCCUUGGAAUAUGUAGGCAAGUUGCCAUCUCUGCCUAAAUAUUGUGGUGACAAGUUUUUUAUGUUCAUUGUGUAUGUAAACUGAGAAGCAAAACAAGACAUUUUAAAGUGAGA
Schistocerca serialis cubense is the source of this 7390-nucleotide messenger RNA. It is a transcript of the gene Duba, whose product is annotated as OTU domain-containing protein 5. Gene Ontology annotation, molecular function: cysteine-type deubiquitinase activity; K63-linked deubiquitinase activity. The record is from RefSeq and is a predicted model, not a curated record. The coding region runs from base 121 to 1656 and encodes 511 amino acids. The transcript has 9 exons. Gene Ontology annotation, biological process: protein deubiquitination. NCBI's taxonomy places the organism in Eukaryota, Metazoa, Arthropoda, Insecta, Orthoptera, Acrididae.